This is a messenger RNA of Protopterus annectens (West African lungfish), 1243 nucleotides long. RefSeq names its product rap guanine nucleotide exchange factor 4-like. The coding region runs from base 671 to 1243 and encodes 190 amino acids. NCBI's taxonomy places the organism in Eukaryota, Metazoa, Chordata, Ceratodontiformes, Protopteridae. The record is from RefSeq and is a predicted model, not a curated record. Gene Ontology annotation, biological process: spermatogenesis. Gene Ontology annotation, molecular function: cAMP binding. The transcript is spliced from 6 exons.
AUACACAUGGUAUAAACCCCAUUUUUUUACUUCUUUUUAAGUGUAUUAUUUGUACUUCACAUCUUCAUUAUUCAGCAGUUCCGCAUAACCUUAACUUUGACAGGUGUGCAAAAGAGGGAAUUCCUGUUUCCACGGAGACGUGUUGGCCGCAGCCAUUUUGCAGAUGCCGGAAUCAGAGAUAUUACUAACAGCUGUACUAAGGAUGUGAGUAAAACGGCACGAGGAAGGGUGAAACAAACCGUGAAUAGCGACCUUUAUUACCUUUUAUUGGUUCAACUACAGCAGGUAGUUAAAGAGUUCUGGCUGGCGGUGAGGAAAAACAGUGGUAAAGGAGCUGUCCUCGGUACUACGGCUCGUUUACACUUCAUUUGACAGCAAUAAAACAGUCCGAUUCCUUAGAUGGUACAUACGAAACUAUACUUGCAGUUACGUUUACAGCCAUUUGUCUUCUCCUUUUUACCUGAAGUGUGGAGUGAUUUUCUGAACCCAUCCACUUGGUGACUUUUUUUCCGGUGUAGACAAAGCCUAAUUUGACUCGCGCUGCUAAAUCUUGUCUAAACGGUUUUUACAGGAGCGACUCGGGGCGAGCAUAGGAAAGAUUUAAUCGCUGACUAAGGGUAUUGGGAGUACUUCCUUUCAAAAGAAAUUUAACUCACUCUUACUACAAAAAAUGGUUGCUGCUCACACUUCUCAUUCUUCCGCGUCUGCAGAAUGGGUUGCUUGUAUGGAUAAAAGACCUACAGAACGCUCUAGUGAAGAUAUGGAUAUAAUAUUUGCUCGUCUUAAAGAAGUAAAGGCAUUUGAAAAAUUUCAUCCUAACCUCCUGCAGCAGAUAUGUUUCUGUGGAUAUUAUGAAAAUUUAGAGAAAGGCAUUACAUUGUUUCGUCAAGGAGACAUUGGAACAAAUUGGUAUGCCAUCUUAACAGGUUCUCUGGACGUCAAAGUGUCUGAGACAGGAUGCCAUCAGGAUGCUGUUGUAAUAUGUACUCUGGGGAUUGGAACAGCUUUUGGAGAGUCAAUCUUAGACAACAUUCCACGCCAUGCCACUAUUGUUACAAGGGAGUUUACUGAGCUUCUUCGUAUUGAACAGAAAGACUUUAAAAGCCUGUGGGAGAAAUUUCGACAGUAUAUGUCAGGACUCUUGGCUCCUCCUUAUGGUGUUAUGGAAACGCUUUCCAACAAUGACAGGAUGCCUGACAAGGAGAAUAUGGGAAGUAAUUCCCUCUCAAAUAAGGUAAGAUAA